Molecule: messenger RNA, 3562 nt
Organism: Synchiropus splendidus (mandarinfish)
Lineage: Eukaryota; Metazoa; Chordata; Actinopteri; Syngnathiformes; Callionymidae
Gene: tesk1a
Product: testis associated actin remodelling kinase 1a
Exons: 10
Coding region: 721-2766 (681 amino acids)
Biological process (GO): positive regulation of stress fiber assembly; protein phosphorylation; actin cytoskeleton organization
Cellular component (GO): nucleus; cytoplasm
Molecular function (GO): protein serine/threonine kinase activity; ATP binding
Source: RefSeq, a predicted model, not a curated record
UUGUCUCUGUGGUACCGUUAUGGCAGUCGCCCCAGCAAGCGGCUCUGAAGCUGAAAUCCAGACGGGAUUAUCGACAGAACCGCCGCCGUGAUGUUUCCGCCUGAAUGUUUGCGUCCGCUUCCCACUAUUUAACGGUUACUCGAGGGAAAGUCGAGCCGGUGGGGGCUCGUCCGUGGGCCGCCUCUCACUGGCAAACAGCGACUGGACCGCUUCUCCAUUCAGUCGCCGAACCUGGACCAGUGACACGGUAGAGCCGCCGCUGACAGACGCUUUAUAUUUCAAGCAAACGUUUUCACGGGGAGCAUGACUUAAAGCUGCGCAACUGGUGUUGAAAGUGCGGGUUUUAUCCGGGUUGGAGCUUAUUGACUGCUUAGCAUCCGCAGCUAGCUUCUUAGCUCGGUGUGGUUUCUCAGCCGUUCCAAUGCCGUGAUUCGACCAUGACUCGCUUCCGCCGGGACCACGACGCGGCAGCCGGGCCUCCUCAGCACCAGACCCUCCUCUCCGGUGACGAACGCAGUGACGAACUGGACCGGUGACACGCACUCGCUGACAGCGGAGCUCCUGUCUGCACCUUGUUGCGUCUGAGGUGGAACAGCCUGCUUCAGUUUUGGCAUCCCUCCUCACCAGAGGUCACUCUUCCUGGCACCAUGGGGGCACAGACCUGCUCUGCCUCCGAAGGACUCUGGACUGCUGUGGUCUAACAAGGUGUGAGAGGUCAUCAUGGACUACCACGCAGAACACUGCUUCUGUGAUGCGGACGAAGGCUCGGACGAACCUCUCCACAGCAUCCACGCUCCCAACCGGAUACGGCCGUCCUCCUACCGGGCCCUGAGGAGCGCCGUGUCCAGCCUGGCCCGCAUCGACGACUUCUUCUGCGAGAAAAUAGGAUCUGGGUUUUUCUCAGAAGUUUUCAAGGUGCAGCAUCGCAUCACCGGCCAGGUGAUGGCGCUGAAAAUGAACACGCUGGCCAGCAACAAGGCCAACAUGCUUCGAGAGGUGCAGCUCAUGAACCGCCUGUGUCACCCCAACAUCCUGCGGUUCCUCGGCGUCUGUGUUCACGAGGGGCAGCUUCACGCUUUGACUGAGUACGUCAACGGAGGCAACCUGGAGCAGCUGCUGGACAGCGACCUCUACUUGUCGUGGAGCGUCCGCGUGGGUCUCUCUCUGGAUAUUGCCCGGGGACUGCAGUACCUGCACAGCAAGGGCAUUUUCCACCGGGACCUCACCUCCAAGAACUGUCUGGUCCGCUGUGACAGCGGCUCCUUCACCGCCGUGGUUGGAGACUUUGGCUUGGCUGAGAAAAUCCCCGACUACAGCGACGGUGUGGAGAAGCCUCCGCUGGCCAUUGUCGGCUCCCCCUACUGGAUGGCACCGGAAGUUCUGAGAGGAGAGCUAUAUGAUGAGAAGGUGGAUGUGUUUGCCUACGGCAUCAUCCUGUGUGAGAUCAUCGCCCGCAUCGAGGCGGAUCCCGAUUUCUUGCCGAGGACCGAGGACUUUGGCCUGGACGUGGAGGCGUUCGAGCACAUGGUGGGCGACUGUCCGCCGCCAUUCUUCAGCCUGGCCGUCACCUGCUGCAACAUGAGCGCCGAGCUGCGUCCGUCGUUCUGUGACAUCGUCUUCACGCUGGAAGCCAUGGAGACGGAGGAAGAGGAGGAGGAAGAGAAGCCCAUUAAGCUUGAGCCGGUGGCUGCAGACUCCAGCCCGUACCGGGGCCCCAACUCGCCCUGCCGCCCUAGAGACCGCGUCCCGCUGAGGCCCGGCUUGGCACGGAGCCAGUCGGACCUGCUGCCCCCGGCGACGCUCACCCCGCCGCUCCUCGGGACCCCGGUGCGGGUCAACCCCUUCAUUCUCAGGCAGGACCUGAACGGAGGCCGGUGCAAGCUUUUGGACACGCCCAGCAAGUCGGUCAUCUCCCUGACCUUCGCUCUGCCCGCACCCCGCGACCCUUGCGCCUCGCCCCGUCUCCUGCGGGGAGCGCUCGGACCGCGACCUCCCCCGCGGCGGUGCCAGUCGCUCCCCUGCACCCCGGAGCUCCAUCGGACCGCAGUCCUCCCGAGACAGGGGGAGGGAGAGGACUACGUGCCGGAGCCCACACCGGACAGGACUGAGCUGCCGGAGGCGGCUCUGCCUGUGGAGCUGGACAUGGUGUCGCUGGAGCGGUUGGUGGAGGUGGAUGAGGAGGAGCCUGUGGCCGAACCCAUGGACUGCAGCCGAUCGCCCGUCUACACCGAGGAAGUCCUGGACACCACAGUGGACCGACCCCUCCUCCCCUCCGCCUCCUCCUCACGGACCAAUGGGUGGCGCCUUCCCAUCUCCAACGGACCGCCGUCCCUCCCGCCUCUGCCCCGGCUGGAGAACAACAACUGCUCGGGGCUGGUGAUAGCUCAGCAGCUGCGCUGGGGCCAGGGCCGGCAGAGUAACGGUCAGAGUGGCUCGCAGGUGCUGUCGGCGGAUCCGAGCAGCCCUGCCGAGCAGGACGAGGUCACUUCCUGUCCCAGCUGCUGCCUGCUCGGCCUCAGCUUCCCCUCCGUGUGUCUCCGGGGCACGCAAACCAUGCCGGCGCCCCGUCGACGUGCUUCGCUCCCCCGGCAGCGUUUGUACCGCAACCUCAACGGCACCGUCACCAGCGGGAGCAGUUCUUCGUCCUCGUCUCCGUCGCCCGCCAUCGCAACCAAGACUCUUUUGCCUCGCGGCACCAACGGACUGAUGCUAGGAGCCCCUGUGCCCCGUGAGCCGGGGCGAUCGUUGCCCGAGGCCCAGACGUAGACCUCCAUCUGCACACAAAGUAGCUGCACAAAAGCUGGUGCCACCUGGUGGACAGGAGAAGACGAGCAGGCGGUCUGAACGCGUCCAGCAAUAACCCACACAGCAGAGGGAAUCCAGAUCCCCGAGUCUUUGAGACAGAAAAGUGUCCGGUGACAGUGUUGUGUGGAAGGGUUUGGAGUGGAAGCAUUUGUUGUAAAUAGUUUUGCUCACGGUGACGUCGCUGUGUGACUCGCUGCUCACUAGACUGUCGGAUUUUCACCGCCUGCUUUUUAACUCUAAAUGAAAGUGAUUCCGUCCACUGAUUUGUAAUGACUAGAAAUAUUUAUACAAGUUCAUAAAAGGUCUUUCCACUUGGUGAGUGUGAGCCAGAGUGUGUCGCUGCUUCUCAACUUGUGUGUGAUCUCUUGCCUGCUCUGAGCUUGUAACUCUUUUGUGUCGGUGAACGAGUUUGUGUACUAUAACUCCUCGGUUAGGAACGUGUGUGUCGUUACUCUGGCGUGGCAUAGGAAGCACAACGUGUGUGUCUGUGCUUGGGAGGUGGACCAGGUGAGGCGUGCAGUUGGUUUUGAAUGUUCUCAGCAGUUUGAUGUUUCUUCUGUUACACAGUCGAGCUAGAAAACGUGCAAUAAUCUGGUAAUAAAAAGAUGACUUGAGCAAUAACGUGGCUUAUAGUUGAUGUCCGCUGCUCUGCGACACACACACACACACACACACACACACAUCUGUCUGUGGUGUCUACUUCCAUUCGAAGUAAACUGUCCAAACCUGGUCUGUAUACAGUGGAGUCAAGUCGAUU